AUGAAUCUCACCAUUGUGACAGAAUUCGUCCUCUUGGGGUUCCCCACCCAGGGGACCAUGGGCUUCUUGCACUCACUGCUCUUCUCCCUGGUCUACCUGUGCGCCCUGCUGGGAAACAGGCUCAUCGUCCUCAUCACCACCUUGGACCGGCACCUCCACACCCCCAUGUACUUCUUCCUGAGGAGUCUGUCAUUCACGGAUCUCUGCCUCAUCUCAGCCAUAGUCCCCAAGUCCAUUGCCAACUCUGUGAGGCACAGCAGCUCCAUCUCGUUCCCGGGCUGUGUACUCCAGGUCUUUAUGGUAAUUAUUUCAGCAGGUGCAGAGAUGAGCCUCCUCACAGUGAUGAGCCUUGGCCGCUAUGCUGCCAUCUGCCACCCCCUGCACUAUGACGUCAUCAUGAGCAGGGACAGGUGUAUGCACCUGACAGCUGUGUCCUGGCUGGGUGGGGGUCUCCAUGCUGUGAUGCUCACAGCUGGAACCUUCUCCUUGUCUUUCUGUGGGUCCAACGUGGUCCACCAGUUCUUCUGUGACGUCCCACAGUUACUGGCUAUUUCCUGCUCAGGAAAUUUGAUGAACAAACUUGUCCCCAUUCUCAUUAGUGUGGUCUGGAGUAUCUGCUGUUUCGUUUUCAUAGUCAUUUCCUAUGUCCACAUCUUCUCUGCUGUCAGGAAGAUCCCAUCUACAGAAGAUGAUGUCUCCAGGGUUCACCAAUCUCACAGCUGUGACAGAAUUCGUCCUCCAAGGGUUGAAACCUUCUCGGCUCCUGAGCGCGUCUACCUGACUCACAGCUGCAGGACGUGA
Molecule: messenger RNA, 801 nt
Organism: Talpa occidentalis (Iberian mole)
Lineage: Eukaryota; Metazoa; Chordata; Mammalia; Eulipotyphla; Talpidae
Product: olfactory receptor 14A16-like
Exons: 3
Coding region: 1-801 (266 amino acids)
Biological process (GO): G protein-coupled receptor signaling pathway
Cellular component (GO): membrane
Molecular function (GO): odorant binding; G protein-coupled receptor activity; olfactory receptor activity
Source: RefSeq, a predicted model, not a curated record